AUGGCGACCAUCCCUGCUGCCGACUCGCCCAUCAAAGAGGUCCAACUCUCCGCCUUGGUAGUUAUGCGCAUAAUCAAACACGCGACCACCACCUUUCCAUCCCCAGCAACAGGCUGUCUGGUCGGCAUGGACCUCCCCACCGCCCAAAAACUAGAAAUCACCAACUCCUUCCCCUUCCCGGCCUCGAACCCGGACGUGACAGCCGGUCAACAAACCUCCUCCGACCCCUACCAUCAACAGGACCAGGCCUCCCUUGCCCUGGCAGCGCCCCGAGCUAAGAGCAGCGUGAGCUACCAGAACGAGAUGAUCAAGUAUCUGCGGGAAGUGAAUGUGGAUGCGCAGGGGGUGGGAUGGUAUGUCAGUUGUAGUAUGGGGAAUUUUGUCUCGGCGAAUUUCAUUGAAAAUCAGGCUUUUUAUCAGAAGGCGCAGGAUGAGAGGACGGUGGCGUUGGUGUUUGAUGUCAGCCGGAGUAGUCAGGGGAGUCUGAAUCUGAAGGCUUAUCGGUUGAGUCCAGCGUUCGUGGCGGCUUAUAAGGAGGGCAAGUUCAGUACGGAGAGCCUCCAGAAAUCAAACCUCCGCUACCAGGACAUUCUCACCGAAAUCCCCAUCCAAGUCCAUAACUCCCACCUCCUCACCUCCUACUUCCAUCAACUCCCAACCAACCCCACAACCUCAACCCUCACACCGACCCUCCCAGCCUCAACCAACGAACUCCUCCGCAACACAGCCAUAGCCAACAACCCCUUCGCCCCCAACCUCGAAAACCUGGACCUGAGCAUUGACCCCUUCCUAGAAAAAACCUGCGACCAACUCCUCGACAGCAUCGAAGCCCACCAAACCGAACAAAACAACGCACAAUACUACCAACGCAGUCUGGCGCGCGAACAAGCCAAGAUCCAGACGUGGCAGCAGAAGCGGAAACAGGAGAAUGCGUUGCGGACGCAGCAGAAACAGACGCUUUUGCCGGAGGAUGAAUGGCAGAAGUUGUUUAAGUUGCCGCAGGAGCCGAGUCGGUUGGAGGCGAUGUUGGUCGGGAGGCAGGUGGAGCAGUAUGCAAGACAGGUUGAUGGGUUCUCGGCUGUGGUUAGUGGGAAGAUGUUUGGGGCGAGGGGGAAUUUGAUGCCGGGGGCGGAGGUGUGA
Molecule: messenger RNA, 1140 nt
Organism: Recurvomyces mirabilis
Lineage: Eukaryota; Fungi; Ascomycota; Dothideomycetes; Mycosphaerellales; Teratosphaeriaceae
Exons: 2
Coding region: 1-1140 (379 amino acids)
Cellular component (GO): eukaryotic translation initiation factor 3 complex; cytosol; eukaryotic 43S preinitiation complex
Molecular function (GO): protein binding; metallopeptidase activity; translation initiation factor activity
Source: RefSeq, a predicted model, not a curated record